AUGUCUCCAACAGCCAGGACGCCGUCUCGUUACUCCACCCGCGGCAUGUUCAGCACCUUCAGGCUGGAUUGCAAGGCUGCUGCGCUCGAGUUCGUCGGGACAACAUUCUUUCUACUCCUAGGGCUCGGCGGUAUUCAGGCAGCCAACGGCGAGGCCGCGUCCAGUGGUACAACUAUCGAACAUGUGAUGUACAUCGCGACGUCCAUGGGGCUCAGCCUUCUGGUCUCUGCUUGGUUGUUCUACAGGAUCACCGGUGGCCUCUUCAACCCCAAUAUCACACUCGCACUGUGUCUCGUGGGGGUGGUGAACCCCGUUAGAUUUGUGUUGUUCUCUAUUGCACAGCUGGUUGGAGCUAUUGCUGCGUCGGCCCUGUUGCUCGCGUUGACCCCUGGACCGUUGGCUGUCAACACGUUCCUACAACAGGGAAUCAAUUCAGCUCAAGGCGUUUUCAUCGAAAUGUUCAUCACCGCAGCGCUGGUGUUAGCCGUUCUGAUGCUUGCCGCUGAGAAAUCCCAGGUUACUCCGUUUGCACCAAUUGGCAUUGGGCUAACACUGUUCGUUGGGCAUCUAUGGGCCGUCUUUUACACGGGUGCAUCCAUGAAUACAGCACGUGCAUUCGGACCUGCUGUCGUCACUGGCUUUCCUUACUCUAGUCACUGGGUUUACUGGGUCGGUCCGUUCCUCGGCUCUCUGCUAGGAGCGGCCUUCUACACAAUGUUGAAAUGGAUGCAAUAUCAAGAUUUGAAUCCUGCGCAAACAUCCACUCAUGAGAAGGACUCACCAGAUCCGCUUGCCGUGGCGUUGGGUGAUAAGGAGAACCCUUCUCCUGACAGCGAUGGAGGAAGCGAGGGUGCAGGGACAAGCAAAGUGUAG
Molecule: messenger RNA, 873 nt
Organism: Suillus paluster
Lineage: Eukaryota; Fungi; Basidiomycota; Agaricomycetes; Boletales; Suillaceae
Product: aquaporin-like protein
Exons: 6
Coding region: 1-873 (290 amino acids)
Biological process (GO): transmembrane transport
Cellular component (GO): plasma membrane
Molecular function (GO): water channel activity
Source: RefSeq, a predicted model, not a curated record